Molecule: messenger RNA, 2615 nt
Organism: Pundamilia nyererei
Lineage: Eukaryota; Metazoa; Chordata; Actinopteri; Cichliformes; Cichlidae
Product: beta-glucuronidase-like
Exons: 12
Biological process (GO): carbohydrate metabolic process
Molecular function (GO): carbohydrate binding; beta-glucuronidase activity
Source: RefSeq, a predicted model, not a curated record
AAAAGCGGUGGGGAUGUUACGUAAUGCCGUUGUCACGUGACCUCUAAAGCGGAACAACAAAGAAAACUUCGGGGUUCGUCUCCGAGAGGGCAGUAGAAGAGGGCUUCAGGAUGUCUGUACCUGGAAGUUUCGCGGUGCUCCGUGUCUUGUGGUUGCUAUCAGUGUUUGGCACGGUGCUCCCGCUGGACGGCGGCAUGCUCUUUCCUCGGGAGUCCACCUCCAGGGAGGUGAAGGAGCUGAACGGGCUGUGGGAUUUCAGGCCUGACGGGUCCCCCAACAGGAACGAGGGCUUCGAGAAGGUUUGGUACAAACGUCGGCUGGCAGAGACCGGCCCAGUGAUUGAAAUGCCAGUUCCUGCCAGCUACAAUGACAUCACACAGGACCCCACACUAAGAGAUUUCAUUGGCUGGGUGUGGUAUGAGCGAGAGGUGUUUGUGCCGGCCCGCUGGAUCUCCGAUGAGGGAACAAGAGUGGUUCUUAGAGUGGGAAGUGCUCACUAUUACUCAAUAGUGUGGGUGAAUGGAGAGAAAGUGACAGAGCAUGAAGGUGGCCAUCUGCCUUUUGAGGCAGAGAUUAGUAGUUUAAUCCGCAGGGACCCAACGAAGCCAUGCAGAAUCACCAUUGCUGUAAACAACACUCUAACUUUGGAGACUCUUCCUCCAGGCACCAUCCAGUACAUGAAUGACCGUACCAGGUAUCCUGAUGGUUUUUUUGUGCAAAACAUCUACUUUGAUUUCUUCAACUAUGCUGGGAUACACCGUCCUGUACUGUUGUAUACUACUCCUAAGGUGUAUGUGGAUGACAUCAUAGUGGAGACCAACUUCAUGGAUAACACCGGUCUUGUUAGAUACAAAGUAUCUGUUCAAGGUGCUGCAACAGCCACCCUGAAGGUUACUCUGAUGGACAAAGAUGGCCACUGUGUGGCCUCCUCUAACACACCAUCUGGAGUCCUCAAAGUUGUAGAUGUGAAGCUGUGGUGGCCGUACUUGAUGCACGAGAAUCCAGGUUACCUUUAUUCUAUGGAGGUCCACCUAAUAGCAGUCAGUGAGACAUCAACAUAUGAAGAUUUGUAUACUCUGCCAGUCGGCAUCCGCACAGUCAACGUUACCAAGACCCAGUUCCUCAUUAACAACAAGCCGUUUUAUUUCCAUGGUGUUAAUAAACAUGAGGACUCUGAUAUUCGAGGUAAAGGAUUGGACUGGCCCCUAAUUGUAAAGGACUUUAACUUAAUUAAGUGGUUGGGAGCCAACUCGUUACGUACCAGCCACUACCCCUAUGCUGAGGAGAUCCUGCAGAUGUGUGACCGUCAUGGGAUUGUGGUGAUAGAUGAGUGCCCAGGUGUUGGCAUCAAAGACAUGUAAGUGUCACUAAACGCAUCUCUGUAGCCCAUGAGUAUGUUUGAGGUCAACAGUGAGAAAUUCUGUGUUACAAUGUGUGAAGAUAUGGAGAAACUUACAUAUUGGUAUAUCAACGUCAACAACAUUUGUUUUCCUUGCAGGACUUUGAUAAAGCAUACCAAAGCUCUGGACCAUACCCGACCUGUCACCUACAUCACAGACAGUAACUAUGCCAGGGACAAAGGGGCUCCCUUUGUAGAUGUUGUAUGUGUAAACAGUUACUUCUCCUGGUACCAUGAUCCAGGCCACUUGGAGGUCAUUCCUAUUCAGCUCAACGCUCAGUUUGAGAACUGGUAUGGAAAGUACAAGAAACCCAUAAUCCAGAGUGAAUAUGGAGCAGAUGCACUUCCAGGGCUUCACAUGGAUCCGCCCAUGAUGUUCACUGAGGAGUACCAGAAUGCUCUCCUGCAGAGCUACCAUGAUGUGUUUGACCAGAAGAGGAAGCAGUAUGUUAUUGGUGAACUCAUCUGGAACUUUGCAGACUUCAUGACUGCACAAGCAAUCCAUCGUGUGGUGGGGAACAAGAAGGGUAUUUUUACCAGGCAAAGGCAGCCUAAAGCAGCAGCCUUCAUCUUGAGGAGGAGGUACUGGAGACUGGCUAAUGAGACGUGGAGACUGCCUCCUUGGACUAAAUACCCCUGUUCACUCUGAAACUUUGUUGAAGAUUGAUGCAGAAGACCCAUCAAGUCCCACCAUGGUGACAGGUGAUCCACUACUUGAUUCUGUGAGCACGGUAGCAGAACAGACUAAUCUUCUGCUGUCGCUUCUGAGGAUGCAGUAUGAUCAGUAGACUCCUGCUCUCACUAUUGUUCAUCUAAAGUGACCUUGGAGUCAUUUUCUAUACAUUGAGCCCUGUGCUGCUCAUUUAAAUCCAAAACCUGCUGCUAGUUCAGUCAUGGUGAUUAAGGAAUGUUUUUUUGUUUGUUUGUUUGUUGUUGUUGUUUUUACAAAAAAGAAUGACCUCUAAGUUAAAAAAGGUUGUCUCUGAACCAUCUUUGAACUAUAAGUACUUUAAAGCCUUGUAUACACUGCAAGCAAUUUGCUCAUCGCGCAUCGCUUUGAAGCUAAAGGCUCUAUGCUUUUGGACAUUCCAGAUUCAGGUUACCUAGGUGAUCCCCUUUGUAUUUACUAAAAGGUCAGAUGUCAAUCAGUGCAUUUCUUCACUCUCAUUGGUAGUUGCUUCAGUCUCUCGCCCGAAAGUUCAGAAAACAAAGUGGC